AUGUUCGGAGAGGAGAUUGCUAAAAUCCGCAAGCUCGGAGUCCAUGGAGUUCUCUUCCAGCUCCUCAACUUCCUCAAUGUCGUCGCCUCGGGUCUCGUCAUGUGGAAGGCGCUGUGUCUCGUCACCAACUCGGAGUCGCCAAUUGUCGUCGUGCUCUCUGGCUCAAUGGAGCCUGCCUUUUACCGCGGCGACAUUCUCCUCCUAAUGAACCCUCAGGACGCGCGGUACGACAUCGGAGACAUCACCGUGUACAAGGUACCUGGAGACCCGCUCGGCACUCCCAUCGUUCACCGUGUCAUCGAGUCGCACACCUCCAACACCACCCAGCUGCUGCUCACGAAGUGUGACAACAACCCUACGGACGACUUCUUCCUCUACAAGGGUCCGCAGUGGCUCGAUUCGCGCCAGAUCGUCGGCAAGGUGGUCGGAUUCCUGCCGUACCUCGGAUACGUUACCAUUGCCAUGAACGACUUCCCGCAACUGAAAUAUGCGCUGCUGGGCACGGUAGGCGCGUUCCUCCUGCUGAACAGGGACCACUCGUCGUAG
This is a messenger RNA of Trichosporon asahii var. asahii CBS 2479, 546 nucleotides long. RefSeq lists its product as uncharacterized. The transcript is spliced from 7 exons. Lineage: Eukaryota; Fungi; Basidiomycota; Tremellomycetes; Trichosporonales; Trichosporonaceae. Gene Ontology annotation, molecular function: serine-type endopeptidase activity. The coding region runs from base 1 to 546 and encodes 181 amino acids. The record is from RefSeq and is a predicted model, not a curated record. Gene Ontology annotation, cellular component: membrane; signal peptidase complex.